Messenger RNA from Tupaia belangeri chinensis (Chinese tree shrew), 1083 nucleotides. Its product is annotated as NUT family member 2G. The coding region runs from base 1 to 1083 and encodes 360 amino acids. The transcript is spliced from 4 exons. The record is from RefSeq and is a predicted model, not a curated record. NCBI's taxonomy places the organism in Eukaryota, Metazoa, Chordata, Mammalia, Scandentia, Tupaiidae.
AUGUCGCUGCAGGAGGGCCUGUCCCGGGCCAUGCAGGAAUGGCAGCGCACAAGCUCCUUUGACCGCAGGAAAUACUAUGACAUGGCGGCCAAUGUCUCCAGGAAGACCUGCCCCAAGGCCAUGCCCCGCCACCUGUUACCAUCCAGCGCUCCUCAGAGGUCAGACCCCAAGAGGCCAAAGGACAUCCUGCCUGAGGCCAUGCAAGAGUAUGUGGACAUCAUGAAGGGGCUGCUGGGACACGGUGGCCAGUGGGCAGAGGAUGCCGUCCAGCCCGGACAGGAGGAUGGGGCAUUCCCCGACCUGGGGCUCCUGAGCUACAUGGAAGAGCUGUGCUCCCAGGAGGACUUUGUCACCAAGGUGGAGGCCAUCCUUCACCCCCAAUUCCUUGCAGAACUACUCUCCCCAAAACCAGGGAUGGAUCUCUUGGUCCUAAUGGAGGAGCUGGAGCAGGAGGAAGGGCUCACCCCAGAUCAGGUACUACAGGAAGGGAGGGACACCAGGCAGAAAAAGGAGAGCGGGACAGCAGAGUGGACAGGGGGAUGGAGCCCAGGUAGACCAGGGAGGGCAAGACACCUGGUAGACCAGGGAAAAGGGGACACCUGGGAAAUCAGAAAAGGGACACUGGGUAUGACAGGAGGGAGGAACAUCGUGUACAUCAGGAGGGAGGGAUACCAGGUUACAUCAGAAAAGGGACAGGGAGCCUUAGGCAGUGUAGGCACCUCGCCUGUCAGGGGGACACGCUGGCCAGCAGAUGGGUCCAGCGAGGAUGAAGAGCAGCUCCCCAGCCUGGCCUUCUUCAUGGCCUCCCUGCACAGCCUGCUGCCCUGGGUGCCACCUCUGAGCCCCGCCUCCACCUCGGGCCGUCUCCGUCCUGGAGGUCGCAGGCACCGGGGAGCAACCAAGGCCAGAUCUGCACAGAGAAGAGGCCUGAGCUCAGCUACCCAUCUGCCUUCCAAGUCAAAGAAGCGAGAUGUCAUUGGAGGUCCCAUCCCUAGCAGUAAGAAGCUGAAACUGAGUCCUGAGUUUGGGGUCUCUGGGGAGCAAGUCCUAGCUCUGGGCCUGACUGGACCCUCACAGCUGUAA